AUGCCCAUGGUUGACUUCCGAUUGCAAGCUCUCUUCGAAGAUGCAUCCUCCGACACGACUUGCGCCAAGUGUGGUGCGGCCUCUGCGCCUGCCCCUUCGGAUGGGUGUGUCCGCUGGCAGGUGGUGGGCGGCCAUACGGGUGGAAUUUUGGUGCGAGCAAGCCGAACUUUGACGUCAAUGGAGCUGGGUCGACUGAGCGCGAAUUCUCUGCUUGAGGAGGUUGAGAUCGUCAGUGACAGACUACACUACCGGAAGUUAUCUGGAGACGGGCCGGUGCAAGGCUGGGUCAGUCUGCGAUUGAAGGGCAAGGACCUCGUGAGAAAGGUAGCCCCAGACGAGCACAGUGACCUCCCACUAAGCAAUGAAUCGGGGAAUUCAGCAUUGAAUACCCAGAUCUCUUCUGGCGAAAUGUCGAGUGGGAAGUUGAUGAUCCAGGUCAGAGUGGACCAUGCUCGGUCGCCGAAAGCGGCCGAAACUGGCCAACUUGAUGGUGCAGUUUGUUGCCUGGUUGGUGGUCUUCCCUCGUUGGGUUCGUGGGAUCCCAAGUUGUCACCGAAGCUUGUGCAGCGCCGCCUGGAUGGUGCUGCCACCGUCUGGGAAGGCUGUCUGGAUGGCUUGGAGGUUGGAGCCGGCGAGCAGUACAAGUACUGUAUUCUCCAUGCUGCCAAGAACCUCUACAUCUGGGAGGAAUCGGGCCCAAUGCAUCAUUGGCCGAAAUCUACAGCAGUGCAUGAUUUUGAGGCUGGAAAGGCAGAGGUGACACCUCAAGGAGCAUGGCCGCCCCCACAAGCUGUGCCGCGAAACGCUCCGGCAGCUGAGUUGGGUGCAGGCACCGAGCUUUGGAUCCCGUGGAGCACCCACCAGCGCGCUGUGGAGGUGCCACACAGCGUGUUUCAUGCCUUUCACUGGCCAUUUGCAUUGACCUGUGAUCGCCUUCAGGACAUAGGUGAGUUGGGCUUUCAAGCUGUUCAAAUCAGCCCAGCGCAAAAGUCCAAAGCUGGUGGUGAGUGGUGGACACGCUAUCAGCCCCAAGAUUAUCUGACCAUUGAUGGCUUGGGCUCUACGGGCGAUCUGGAGAAGCUCACCCAAGAUGCAAGCCGCAGAGGGCUUCUCAUCAUAGCCGAUGUUGUCUUCAAUCACAUGGUGGUUGUGGCAAGCUGCCAGGAGUGGAAGCAUGCUCAAAAGUCCAAAGAGCUUCUGGCUGCCCUAAAACGACGUUUAUCGGAUGCAGUCGGUCCUGCCUUCGACGCUGAAGACUUCCAGUGGCCUUGGUUCGAGAUGAGUGGCGAGCAUUGGGACAAUCACAAUCGCUACGAGGGAUGGGGCAAUGGCGAAUGGUCUGAGUUGCGGCACUGUGAGAAGGUGGUCAAAGUUCAGCAGCAACACUUGCAGCUGCUCUUGGAUGCAGGUGUGCGUGGCUUCCGCUUCGAUGCAGUCAAACACAUGCGUCCAGCACAUCUGGCGGAGCACAUGGAUUACCUUCGAAAUUCUGGCAAACUUCUCUUUGCGUAUGGUGAAAUUCUGAGUGUGGAUGCUCCCAUGCACCAUGAAUAUAUGCAAUCGCUUGCCAUACCUUCGACGGACUUCCCCUUGACCGUGUACAUGAAUCGCGUGCUGAUGAACGGUCCGGCAGCAGCUCAGGAAGGUGUAGCUGUGUCAUGUGCAAAGGCAGCACACUCUGAAGGUCUCGACAUAAGAAGUUCAGAGCUCCACAUGCCUCCCGGCCUCUCUGGCGACUCUAUUCGUUUUGCUCGGAACCAUGACACGGUCAUGAACCCUGGAUCCUUUUACGGACUGUCUGGCUCGUGCCUGUCUGCCCGUGCCUGCUGGGCCUGGUUACUCUCUCUUCACGAUGGCUCGGUCCUCGUUUACCCUGAUGAUCUGCAGAGUCAGGAGAGUGGGCCUCUGAUAUGCAGAGCCCUUCGAUACCGCGCGAAGUUAGCCAAAGUCGCAACUAGCUCUCAAGUAGGGCUUCUCUAUCUAGAGGCAGGUGGCCCGCCUGGAUUUCUUUUGGUUGCGCUGAGAAGCGCUGGAGGUCAGCUUUGUGGGCUGGCCUUGGUCAACUUGCAACGGACACCAGUGAAGGUGACUUCCUGCUCUUUGCUCAAGAACCUAGGGGAUGGCGUGUUCCAGGAUGAGCAGGGUUGCACAGUGCAUUUGCGCGAUGGCAGCCUAGAGAGCGAAGGUUCCGAGGGUGUCUCGAUUCAAGCAUUCGAUGCUGCUUUCCUUGCGACCUGA
Messenger RNA from Symbiodinium natans, 2238 nucleotides. The record is from the annotation of a GenBank genome assembly. NCBI's taxonomy places the organism in Eukaryota, Dinophyceae, Suessiales, Symbiodiniaceae.